AUGGGGUGUGGGCACCGCUUUUGCAGAGCGUGUCUCUCCCGGAGCUGGAGAGUUGCAGCCCCAGCUUUCUCUUGUCCUGAAUGCAGGCGAGUGUCCCAGGUCAGAGAAUUCCCGGCAGUCGAUGGGCACCUAGCGCGGUUGACUGACCUGAGCCAAGAGCUCUGCUCCCAGCUUGUGCAGAGCACUGAGGCACAGAGCCGGUGUACCAGGCACAAGCACGUGCUCAAGGUGUUCUGUGAAGAGGACCAGACACCCCUCUCUGUGAGAUGUUCCCGGAGCCCAGGGCAUGGGGCUCACCAGCUCUCUCCUGUACGAGAGACAGCUCACAGUUUCAGGGAGAAGCUCCAGCGCAUUCGGACCCGCGUGCGGAAGCAUUUGAAGGAAGCUGAGAAACUGCUCGCUAAGGGGCAGACACCUGCUGUUGACUGGCGCCGCAUGAUCUCAGCAGAAUAUACCAAACUUGAGGACUUCCUCCUGUCGGAAAAAUCCCGACGCCUUGAGAGGAUGAAGGAGGACGAAAGGGCAAGCCGGGCCAGACUAUCCCAGCGUCUGCAAACCCUUCAGGACCUCCUGCUAGAGCUGCAGAGAGCUGACCACCGACCCAGUGUGGAUCUGCUACAGGGAGUGAAGCAGUUGCUGGGGAGGAGCGAGUCAGUGUUGUCCCAAAGGGCCAAGGCUGCCACCCCAGAGCUGGGAGAAGACCCCCUCCCUGGAGUGAUAGAGAUCCUCAGCGGUUUCCGAGUGGACAUCACCCUGGACCCCACCUCAGCCGGUCCCUGUGUGACCGUUUCUGAGGAUCUAAGGAGCGUGAAGGCUGAAGAAGGCUGGCAGGUGGAGAACCCGCACCCCGAGGACCUUGCUCGCCAUUACGUCUUUGCUGAGCAGACCUUGAGCUCAGGCAGACAGUACUGGGAGGUGGACGUGACUCAACUGCCUCAGUGGACACUGGGGAUCCAUACCCCACACUCAAGAAUAAAGAGGGGCAGGAACGUGGACUCCUGUCCCCCUGUGUUUCUGCUUCGCUGUGUCAAGAAAGAAGAGGGUUCCUAUUUCCAAUCAUAUCCUGGAUCGCUGAACUACCGAGUGAGAGGCCCUGUGCCCAGGAUUGGGGUGUACCUAGAAGAUGCCCCUGGCACGAUUGCCUUUUACAACGUUCUCCAGCGGUCCCUCAUUUAUAGGUUCUUCCCCAUUGUCUUCACAGAGCCCAUCUCACCCAUCUUUUCUCCUGGCCCCCCACUUCCAGGAACAAAGGCUGGUCCCAUGACUCUCUGUCCAGUGGACUCUCAUCUUUGUGCUUGCUGCUAUUCCCCUCUGUGA
Messenger RNA from Vombatus ursinus (common wombat), 1317 nucleotides. RefSeq names its product probable E3 ubiquitin-protein ligase TRIML1. NCBI's taxonomy places the organism in Eukaryota, Metazoa, Chordata, Mammalia, Diprotodontia, Vombatidae. Gene Ontology annotation, molecular function: zinc ion binding; protein binding. The record is from RefSeq and is a predicted model, not a curated record. The transcript has a single exon. Bases 1 to 1317 code for a protein of 438 amino acids.